This is a messenger RNA of Paramecium tetraurelia, 459 nucleotides long. RefSeq lists its product as uncharacterized. The transcript is spliced from 2 exons. The record is from RefSeq and is a predicted model, not a curated record. Lineage: Eukaryota; Ciliophora; Oligohymenophorea; Peniculida; Parameciidae.
AUGCUAGUUAUUAAAAAACGAACAGAAAAACCUCAAGCUGCUAGCUGCUGUGGUGAAAUAUUUCCUUCAAAUCGGUAACCCAGCUUCAAAUCAUCUCCCUCACCUUAAAAAUAUGAUCCCUAAACUCAGCCGUUAUUAUAAUAGGGAAAGUAAAAAGAUAAAAGCAGAAAAAAGAUAGACAAUAAUUAACUUACUUUUGAAAAUUUGAUUAAUUUUGUUUAAGCAGAUGGGUGUUUUAGAAUAAGUAAAGAAAUUAAAUCAAAAAUCAAUUUUAAGAAUCUUUCGAAUCAUUAAAAACUAAAAGAUGAUGUUUGGUUUACUUUUCUAGUGUUAUUAUACUUAGAAAAUAAUUUUAGUCAAAGUAAAAAAUCAUGGUAGUUAGUUUAUUAAAAGGGAAUAUAAUAUUUAUAAUAGAAUGGAAUGGAUUAUAAAGCAAAGAAAAAUGAAUAUAAAUUGUGA